AUGGCAGCAAAUCAACCAAAUAGUAAUUCACUUAACAAUAAAAAUCCGGAACCUCUUAUAUUAACUUACCUUGCUCAUAAAGGAUAUAAACAAACCGAGGCAAUGUUUAGACAAGAAUCUACAAGAAACUUUCCAAUUGAUCAAAAUAACGAUACUAUGACGCCUAAUUUUUUGAGUUACUCUAAUUACCCUAAUUAUACCACUUAUUCUAAUUACACUAAUAUAAACCCACCAGAUAUAUACAAACAAAGUUAUACUGCUUUAAGGAAAUGGAUAGAAGGAUCAUUAGAUAAGUUUAAGGACGAAUUGCAAAGAAUUCUAUGGCCGAUAUUUGUACAUUCGUAUCUCGAACUUGUGUCAAGAGGAUUUUCUGAUCAUGCGACGGAAUUUUUUGAAGAAUUUCAACUAGAUCACAAAAUGCACAGCAGAGAGCUCGGUACAAUGCGAGUGAUUAAAUAUUCACAUCACGUACAGGAGAAUGAAUUUGCUAAAAAUUUUCGUUCAAAGAAAUAUCCAAUACAGAUGUCUUCAAUAUCAUAUGAUAUUUUUUUCGAUUUUUUACAAGACAAUCCUCCUAAUGGAAGUAGUAAUAGUUUCUUAUUCAGACUUGUAAAUCAAUCCCUUAAUAUUGAAGUUGGUACAUCGCAUACAGAUGUUGGUAUCCCUAGUUUUUCCGCUCAAGAGCUUGAAGAAUACAAUAAACACGAACUUCAUUUGGGACAUAUGCCGAUGCAUCCAGAGUUCCGUGAGGAAAUUGAGAAAACGUUAAGAGAACAAGACGAAAUUUAUCAAAGACAAUUUGAGGAAGAAAAUCAGUUAGGGAUAAAUGAAGACCAGACAAACGGAAUACCGGCUUCACUUUAUCAAGAGUUUGUAAAUAAAGUAAAAAGGGAACAGAGUUCAGAUGCUCCUGACAGGAUGUCUAUCCCGCUGCCUUCACACAAAGAAGCUGAUGUAUUAGCACAAGUCGAAACGAUUAAAGACUUGAGACUACGAGUAGAACUGGGACCAUCUUCAACUCUUCCAUCAGUUUGUUUUUAUACAUUUUUUAAUACUUACGAUAGCCUGAAUUGCUUAACCAUUUCUGAAGACACGUCUCUUAUCGCUGGAGGUUUUUCAGAUUCAUACAUUAAAAUUUAUAGUUUGAAACACGAAAAACUAAGAGGACUUCGAGGACGUAUAAAUCCAGCUGAAAUCAAUACUGCCAGCGAUCUUGAAAAUGCGAGAGAAAAAGUCGGUAGUGAUUGUAAAAGACUUUUAGGACAUUCCGGACCUGUGUUUGGUUUGAGUUUCAGUCCUGAUAAUAAAUAUUUAAUUUCAUGCUCAGAAGACAGGACAGCGCGACUUUGGAGUUCAGACACUUAUACUAACCUUGUAUGUUAUAAGGGCCACAAUUCUCCAAUAUGGGAUGUUGAUUUUAGUCCUUUAGGUUUUUACUUCGUAACGGCUUCACAUGAUAGAACUGCAAGGCUUUGGAGCUGUGAUCAUAUUUAUCCUUUAAGGAUCUUUGCGGGACAUAUCUCAGAUGUAGACACUGUUAAAUUUCAUCCCAAUUCUAAAUACAUUGUUACUGGCUCAAGUGAUAAAUCAGUUCGAAUGUGGGAUAUUCAAGGAGGUAGAUGUCUUCGAUUAUUCUCUGGACAUACUGGAGGAAUUUCUUGUAUAAGUAUAUCUGAUGAUGGACGUUUAAUGGCCUCAGCAGGAGAAGAUAAAUCCAUAAUGCUGUGGGAUCUUGGAAGUGGAAAGCUUCUCAAGAAAAUGUUGGGACAUAAAUCUACUGUAUAUUCAUUAGAUUUUAGCAAAGAAAGUAGUAUUUUAGUAUCAGGCGGUUCAGAUUGUACCGUUCGUUUAUGGGAUGUAAAAAAGGGUACUUCAGAUAGUCCCAAUGAAGAUGAACAUUAUUUGAGCAAAAUUAGAAUGGAUAUAGAUGAAAAUCGCUCACAUUCCUCGCUAGCUAAACAAAAACAAAUAACCGAAACGAAGGACCUUAUAGCAACAUUACCAACAAAACAAACCCCUGUUUAUAAAAUUCAUUUUACUAGAAGAAAUUUAUGUCUUGCAGCUGGUGCUUACGUGCCUACCGAAGAAGAGUUAACAGAAUCAAUGGGCUAUAACGAACAAAAAAGUACUUAA
Rhizophagus irregularis DAOM 181602=DAOM 197198 is the source of this 2133-nucleotide messenger RNA. RefSeq lists its product as uncharacterized. The record is from RefSeq and is a predicted model, not a curated record. Gene Ontology annotation, molecular function: RNA polymerase II general transcription initiation factor activity; protein binding. NCBI's taxonomy places the organism in Eukaryota, Fungi, Glomeromycota, Glomeromycetes, Glomerales, Glomeraceae. Gene Ontology annotation, biological process: transcription initiation at RNA polymerase II promoter. Gene Ontology annotation, cellular component: transcription factor TFIID complex.